Messenger RNA from Perca fluviatilis (European perch), 2411 nucleotides. RefSeq names its product mucolipin-1-like. Gene Ontology annotation, molecular function: NAADP-sensitive calcium-release channel activity. The coding region runs from base 110 to 1927 and encodes 605 amino acids. NCBI's taxonomy places the organism in Eukaryota, Metazoa, Chordata, Actinopteri, Perciformes, Percidae. Gene Ontology annotation, cellular component: lysosomal membrane; plasma membrane. The transcript is spliced from 14 exons. The record is from RefSeq and is a predicted model, not a curated record.
AAGGAAGACAGUUGGAGACAACGACAACGUAGCAGCUCCGCCCGGUUGCUGUGUGCUGUGUGAGCUGUAAACAUUAGAGCAUUAGAACAGUUACUGGAGUUUUAGCUAUAUGAGUUACCUAUUUAUUGUUUUAUUAAACGGAUCACUAACGUACAUGGCUGCGACAGGACACCAGACCUGCUCAGAACGAGAAGGCCUGUCCAGCUCAGUAACUUACUAUGGCUCCACAGACAGCAGCGGAGAGCAUGACCAUCAGAGUAACGAUCAAUGCAACAACCAUAGCAACCAUCUGUUUCCCACGACGACGGCAGGUCAUUGGGCUGAUGCGGAAGAGGAGGCCAUUCGCAGGAAGUUGAAAUACUUCUUCAUGAGCCCUUGUGAUAAAUAUUACGCCAAGGGCCGCAAGCCUUACAAGCUGAUCCUGCAGCUGCUCAAGAUCAUUAUUGUCACAGCUCAGUUAGUGCUGUUUGGCCUCAGCAACCAGGUGGUGGUGACGUUCAAGGAGGAGAACACCAUGACCUUCAAGCACCUCUUCCUCAAAGACUACGACGAGUCCUCAGACGACUCCUUUGCUGUUUACACGCAGAACGACGUCUACGACCACAUGUUCUACGCCGUGGAGCAGUAUCUGGCCUUACGGGAGACCACAGUGGGACGCUAUGCAUACGUCUACGGUGUUGGUGUGAACAACAGUGCGCUCUCCCUCUGCCAACAGUACUACAAGAAGGGAAGCAUCGACCCAGCCAAUGACACCUUCAGUAUAGACCCUCAUGUCGUCACAGACUGUAUAGGUGUGGACCCGCUGGCGGUCCCUCCAGCUUCGCUCACCAGCAGCUACAAGAACUUUACACUCAAGUUCCACAAGCUCAUUAACGUCACCAUAGAGUUCCAGUUGAAAGCGAUCAAUAUACAGACCAUCAUCAACAAUGAGAUCCCAGAUUGCUACACUUUUUACAUAACGAUAAUCUUGGACAACAAGGCUCACAGCGGCAAGGUGAAGAUCCGGUUAGAAAACCAGGCGUCAAUAAAGGAGUGUAAAGACCCGAGCGUCUCUGGACAUGGUGAGAUGACUGAGAACUAUGCUCGUGUAGCGUUUGAUGUCGCUGUGGCUCUGGUGUGCAUGCUGUCACUGCUGCUGUGUGGACGCUCCAUACUGCGAGGCAUCAUGCUGCAACAGGAGUUUGUGCAGUUCUUUAGGGAGACUCUGGAUCGUAAAGUGUGCUGGGCAGACCGGUUGGAGUUCAUUAACGGAUGGUAUAUCCUCCUUAUCAUCAGCGACAUCCUCACCAUCACUGGCAGCUUCAUCAAAAUCGGCAUUGAGUCUAAGAAUAUGUCCUCAUACGACUUAUGCGGCAUCCUGUUGGGAACCUCCACACUCUUGGUGUGGGUCGGAGUAAUUCGCUAUCUCACAUUCUUCCAGAAGUACAAUAUCCUGAUCGUGACACUUCGAGCAGCGUUUCCCAAUGUGAUUCGGUUCUGCUGCUGCGUGGCCGUCAUCUAUCUGGGCUACUGCUUCUGUGGCUGGAUCGUCCUGGGACCAUACCACGUCAAGUUCCGUUCUCUGUCCAUGGUGUCCGAGUGCCUGUUUUCUCUCAUCAACGGGGACGACAUGUUUGUGACGUUCGCGGGGAUGCAGGAGAGCAGCACUCUGGUGUGGCUGUUUAGCCAGGUUUACCUGUACACCUUCAUCUCCCUCUUCAUCUACAUGGUGCUGUCGCUGUUUAUUGCGCUCAUCACAGGAGCCUACGAGACCAUCAAGCACCAAACCCAAGAACCAAUGCACAUCACAGACCUGCAUGCCUUCAUAGCAGAGUGUACAGACGCACCUAACUCUGGGAAGUUCAGAGGUGUGGAGACCUCGCCGUGCUCCUUCUUCUGCUGCUGUGACAGAACAACGACAUAUGAGGACGUCCUGCUGGUGAACUGAGGUUGACCUCAGUGACCUCAAAAGCCUCACCAUCCUCCCCUGCUGACCACAGGGAUACACUGCACUCCUGACGCCCAGUGUCUCUGUACCAGCAUGCUGUAUCUGGGUCAAACCUCGUUACUCAUUUGAGGGAGGAGACACCAUCAGCUGGACCAGCACUCUGUUGAAGGAAUGUCUAACAGCAGUCUUCUUGUUGGACCUCUUAUCUUGUCUGUCUAUGAAGAAGAAACUGAGGGCUGAUGCAGAAAUUGGCCUGUCCUCUGUAUGGACAGGACAUAAGCAUCCUGAAUGACUAAUGCACAGACGCUUCUCUGUUCCUUGGUUUUUAAAAGAAAACAGUAUCUUUUCCAAUGUAUUUAAAGGUGAAGUAUGUAAUACUGUGUAAAAUAGUUACUGCAGUACAAAUUCAAAAUACUGGAGAGAGUCGUCUCCCCCGCCUUCUCCUCCCCAGACUCGAAGUUGACGGAGGUUGCCAGGCUGAGAC